Suillus paluster is the source of this 783-nucleotide messenger RNA. RefSeq lists its product as uncharacterized. Bases 1 to 783 code for a protein of 260 amino acids. The transcript is spliced from 3 exons. Lineage: Eukaryota; Fungi; Basidiomycota; Agaricomycetes; Boletales; Suillaceae. The record is from RefSeq and is a predicted model, not a curated record.
AUGCUCAACAAAUCCAAUGCUGUCCCUGCUUUCUGUGAUCAAGAGCCUGGUGCUCCACCUCCCUUCCCUCCUAUGCUCACAGACCAGCUUGAACUAUUUGGCAGCACUCACCACUCAACUAUGCUCGUUGCCGACGAGAUUCUUCCUUCCAGAAUCAGUACUGUUGUUCCGCCCACUCAGCAUAUUAAGCACCCGCAACUCAAGGACACGCUGGCGCCUGAGUUCAAACUUGCAGUACAGCCAUUCAAGAAUGACCACUCUUCCUCGCCAUACUCAAAGAAAUUGUUUGAGUGUUCACAUUCCCAUUCUCAAACGCCCAUACCCUCAGAUUCAUUGGAUUCAUUAGAUUCAGUGUCAGACAGUGGCUCCUCAACUUCGACUGAGAGUCUAUCAGAAGAUUCAAAGAUACCCAAGCCCCCUGGUGAACCUGGUUGUCCAGGGCGUGGAGGAUACACACUCCACGAGGCUUUAGACUGGAACCCAAAGGCGUAUGCUAAGUUCAAGAAAUCUAUGCACCACCUCAUUGAAGAACAUCUUGAUACGACCAAGUGUGCUUCUUCCCAAAACUAUACGCUCCUGAAAAUUGUGCGCGACAAGGCUGUCGAUGCUUUCCCGGACUUAGAAAACUACAGUGGCUUCUGGCCACUGAAUGAUAUGAUCAUGAUGCAUUUGAAAUAUACAUCGGGUCGUGCUAGGCAGAAGGAAGCAAAGAUGGCUGCGGGCAAGACCAGGACCACGAAAAAUUCAUCGAAAGUGAGGAUAAUCCUACUACGAAGCUCAUAA